Molecule: messenger RNA, 3415 nt
Organism: Phycomyces blakesleeanus NRRL 1555(-)
Lineage: Eukaryota; Fungi; Mucoromycota; Mucoromycetes; Mucorales; Phycomycetaceae
Exons: 11
Coding region: 1-3093 (1030 amino acids)
Biological process (GO): signal transduction
Source: RefSeq, a predicted model, not a curated record
AUGGAAGAAUCAAUUGGUCCUACCUGCACAGGAUGCUCAAACAUGAUCGAAGAAGGCUCGGUCAUUGCAUUUGGAGACUCUCUGUUCCAUUUGGACUGUUUCAUAUGUGCAAAAUGCCAAACCUCGGUCGACUACAACUCCAAUCUCCUCCUCCUCACAGACGGCCGUCCUGUGUGCGAAAACUGUGCCUAUAACUGUUCAGCCUGUAAAGAAACUAUUCGCGAUGAAGCCGUAAUGACUGGCGAAGAAGCAUACCACGCAGAUUGUUUCAAGUGCAUCAACUGUCGUAAAAAGAUCGACGAUUUGGUAUACACUCAAACAAGCAAGGGUAUAUAUUGUACACCUUGUCAUGAGAAAAGAAGAGCAGAAAAAUUACGGCGUCGAGAAGAAAGGGAGAAACAAAAGAAUCAGAGCAGGCAGUUAUCUCAGGAUACCCAGUCAUCUCUUCACGGCUCUCAUCCAACACAGCGACAACCACGUUUUGGAGGCCUUUCUCCCUCCAAUCUACCCAAUCGACAUGCGAGCCGUAUUUUUGACCCUCAGACAGUAGCCGAUAGCAUGCAAACCCAGCAACGCAUGCGAGUCCCUCUUGAAGCCCGCAUGCGGAACGAUCAGGACCAUCGAGUACGCCAAGAUAGUCUUCUAACACCCGAAAGAUCUCCCCCAACCCCCGCUCGCUCUCGAAGUAGUUCUGUUGACAUAAUCACCAAGACACGACUCAAUAACCUUCUCGGCCCUAACCACCCUUCCUCACACAAUGCAGCACCAACACCCACACCGUCUCGGUCAGAUGUGAUUUCAGGCAGCAAGACACAUCCUCCUCCUUCAAAAAGCCUGCUACCAAUCUCAAAUACUCGUCAAAGAUUUUCAUCUAUGCCUGCCCCUCUCCAAAUAAGCCCAAUGGAGAAGAGCAAGAGUGUUCCAGACACCAUAUAUCGUAUGAAUGCCGAGUCAACUACAGAAGUCCAACUCAUGCCUGCCUCACCUCUCGAGUUUUCUUUACCAGAAAUAUCUUCCCUCAACCUGUCCUUCUUUGACGACGAUUCAUCAGACCUACUCAACUUGACCAAAACACUCGGCGCUAGUUUCUCUUUUUCAAAGGAUAACAACGACUUGGGAUUCAAGUCAACACUGGACUCAAGGAGUUCAGUUAACAUCAACAAAGCUUCCGAACUCUUGCGUACCUCUUUAAAUCUCUCAACCUAUGACAAGGUUCCUACUUCUCCUCUGCCAAGAAUAAGUUCCGAAGAUUUUGAUGAAAGUGUAUCUACUGACAGAGCUUAUGUACUUAAGCUCCAGUCAGAUUUGAAAUCUUCCAACUCCAAACUAACGGUCAUGGAAACCAAUUUCAAUCGAAUCAAGGAUGCUAGCAAAUCUGCGUUGGAAGAAUUCACCCGUGCCAAGGAAGAAUUCGCAAAAGAAACAACCCUUCGACAGCAAUACGAGAAUACAGCAUCCCAGUUACAACAGCAAUUAGUGAUCAUUCAACAAGCUCAAUCGUUAAAUCGGGAUCAGUUUGUUGGAGUUGUAAAAGAGGAUAUCGAACGAAUUGUGCGUGUUCGCAUUGAACUAGAUAAGAGCUGUAAUGAACUCAAGGAAUGUCGCACCACACUCUCAAACGAUAUUGAGGAGCUACUGCUAAAAGCACAAGCCCCUACGCCUAUGGCAUCCGAAAAGGCAACUAUGUAUUUGAAUGAACAGCAAAAAGCACUUCUUGCAGAGAUUAGAUCUUUAAACCAUGAAAGAGAUGCAUUGAAGAACGAGACACGAACAUUAAGCAAAGCCCGCGACGACGUUAUACACGAAAUGGUAAUGCUCAAUACCAAAAACGCUGAGCUGAGUACGAUGAACAACGAUUUGUCCAGAAGGAUGACAGAAAGAGAGAGAGAGGCAGCAGCCAUAAUGGCUGGCACUUCGUUUCUUCAUUCACCUUCACCAAGUCGGUCUACAGAGUUACAUUCUCCUGUUCCUAUGCAGCGCAAAUAUUCAGAUACUACUGUUGAACGUAAAGUAGCUGCUCGCGAUAGUUUCAAUGGAACGCAGGCACCAAAGAUGUUCAAGAUAAAGAAGAAGAACGGUGGAACAAUUUUUGGAAAACGCGGCGGAAAGAACAAUAAGACAGAUCCUGCAGUAACCAUCUAUGGUGAAGCACGCAGUGGAGUGAAUACCGUCUCUAAUCCGAAUGGAAAUCAGUACGUUUCUAAUCGUAAUGAUGGACGAACAGGAGCAAAGAUUCAAACCUCACAACUGCCAACAACCCAGCAUCCGCUUCUUCAAAGCUUACAGCAAGAUGGACACGCAUUUCAGCCGACCUCGUUCCUGAGACCUACUAAAUGUGAUGCUUGUGGAGAGAAAAUGUGGGGGCUUUCUGAGCUUCGUUGCCAAUGCUGUGGGUAUAUUACUCAUGCAAAAUGCUUGAGCCAUGUUCCUCAACUAUGCCAUGCCAGUACAACCAGCACUCUCGACCUUUUUGGUGCAUCUGAACUAGAUCUUCGUCAACCUGUAAGUAUGUUUGGAAACAGCUUAAUUGCGCAGGUAGAUCAAGAGGAGCGACCAGUACCCAUACUUGUAGAAACAUGUAUCACUGCCGUUGAGGCCCGAGGCAUGGACUAUGAAGGGAUUUACAGAAAAUCGGGAGGAGCAGCUCAAAUACGAGCGAUUCAACUGGCGUUUGAUCAAGGAAAAACUGUAAACCUAGAAGACGAUGAGGAAUUCAAUGAUAUAUGUGCUGUUACAAGUGUACUAAAACACUAUUUCCGCGAGCUUCCUGAUCCUCUGCUGACAUAUGAGCUCUAUCCAAAGUUCAUUGAUGCUGUUUCUAUGAAUUUUGGUCUUGCAAAAAUAGACAAGUUCUUUGAAUUACUUUCUCAACUUCCAGCAGCGAACUACGAAACACUCAAGAUUCUGUGCCGACAUUUGCAUCGUGUCCAAGAGCGAAACUCUGAGAACCUGAUGACUACAAAGAAUCUGGCGAUGGUGUUUGGACCGACUCUGAUGCAAGACAGAGAUGCGUCUAGGGAUUUACUUGACAUGAAUUACAAAAAUGCGACAAUUGAGUUUAUAAUCAACCAAGCGUCAGAAGUGUUCUCAUAAAACAGUGCCAAAAACACAAACAACAAAAAACAACAACUGUAGGUUAUAUCCUAUACCCCUUUCCUUAUCACCUCUCGUUAUUUUGCAGCUUUACAUCAUUAUAGUUCUGCAUGUGUAUUAUUAUUGCUUCUUCGCUUACACCUACACGCUUUAAGUCUUUCAAAACUCUCUUUUGCUCUCUUUAUAUCUCUAUUUUCCGUAGUCAAUCAUUAUUACUGUUGUAACUCUAUAAUAUUCCCAUCAUCAGAACAACGACUCCAAAUAUACACACUAUGUAUACACUAUAUUUUGCUCUAAUUAAUUAAAUUAUACUACCCACUUU